Molecule: messenger RNA, 1364 nt
Organism: Striga asiatica
Lineage: Eukaryota; Viridiplantae; Streptophyta; Magnoliopsida; Lamiales; Orobanchaceae
Source: the annotation of a GenBank genome assembly
GUUAAACAAUUACGAUUGGGUCAAAAAUAUUUUCCAUACGGGCCUUUGAUUCUCAAAACUACUAGCCCAACUCGGCUCGCCUGUUUACACUAUUUCAGCUUCCUUUCUUGCGCAAAAAGAAGAGCAGAGAAAAGAAACACUGAAUUUGGGGGAGAAUUAAAACGAGAGAAAGAGAGAUAAGAAAAGAGAAAAGAAGAAAAAUGGAUCCGAAAUUGACAGAAGUUUCGCAAGUCUUCGAGCGAUUUAAAGCGGCAUUUGUGAGGAAGGAUUUUGAUACUUGCACCAAACUGCUGUCUCAGCUCAAGGUUUUAUUGACGGGUUUCAAGAGUCUUCCUCCGUUAUUUGAAGACACACCAAAUGCCAUCCAUGAGCUGACACUAGCAAGGGACAUAUAUGAGCAUGCUGUUGUUCUAAGUGUGAAGAUCGAGGACCAGGGUGCUUUUGAGAGAGACUUUUUCCAACUGAAGCCCUAUUACACGGAUACUCAAGGCCGUCUCCCGCCUUCCCCUCAGGAGUACCCCAUUCUGGGUCUCAACCUUCUGAGACUCCUCGUGCAGAACAGAAUAGCUGAAUUCCACACAGAGCUGGAAUUACUCCCAUCUCGUGCUCUGGAAAACCCAUGCAUUAAACACGCUGUUGAGCUGGAGCAAUCCUUCAUGGAAGGAGCUUAUAACCGUGUUCUGAGUGCUAGACAGACUGUUCCGCACGAGACAUAUGUCUACUUCAUGGACUUGUUGGCAAAGACUGUCAGGGAUGAGAUAGCUGGGUGCAGUGAGAAGGCUUACGACUCUCUCUCGUUGAAUGAUGCUCAACAAAUGCUGCUGUUUUCUUCUGAAAAAGAAUUACUCGAAUACAUAGAGAAGGAGCAUCCAGAGUGGGAGAUCAAGAACGGGUUUGUGUUUUUCCAAAGGGCAAAAGAAUGUGUGCCGUGCAAGGAGAUUCCUUCUCUGCAGCUCAUCAACCAGACACUCAGUUAUGCUCGGGAGUUGGAGCGCAUUGUGUAAAACAAAUGUGCCUUUGCAAAAGAGCCUUUUUUUUUUCCCCUCCCUUCGUUUAUCCGAGUGUCAUUUCUAGGAUAAUGGCUAACUCGGAUAUUGAUGAAAAACGCAUUUCGUUAUAUUGUCAGAUCAUUUUGCAAAUGGUCACAAAUGCACUCUGUUCAGUACUUCUGAGACAAUAUAUUUGCUGCCUUGUGUUGUGUUCUUUUAUAUUCCAGAAAUCCAUUGAACUUUAACAAUGUCUUUAUUUACAACUUGAUCAAGAUGUCACAUUUGUUUGAAACGUGUUGAUGAAAACCAUUCAAUAAUGUUGUUGGUAAUCUUAUUUUGUCAAAAUGUGAAGUUUUAGAUUUUUCCUAGAUAAAA